AUGGGGUACUUGCAAAAGCACACCCGAUUGUUUGAGUUUGCACCACAAUAUUGUGAAGUUAUGGAAUCAAGGGUGAAUGAUGAAAGUGAAGAUGAUGCAAACACCAGUCGCUAUGUAAGGCAAAUUAUUACUAAGUUUCCUGUUGAAGGUGUGUUCCAAAAAUUGUACACAGAUGCAAAGUUCAAGGAAGUCCAAUUAGAGUGUACAAGGGUGUUAUAUAUUAAUGGUGUAGAAAAGAAGGUUGUAUCAGACCAUGUUGUGGAGUACACACUAGAAGAUAGAGUUUGGGUGCUAUGCCUGUCCACGAGGAAGGAAAUUCCUACCAAGAAGCGGUGUACUUACAAGGUUGUGUUCAAUCUCGAAUGUAAUAAAGCUUGGUGUGACUGCAAACUCUUUGAAUGCCAUGGAAUAAUGUGUAGGCAUCUCAUUAAGGUUUUUGACAUCUAUGAUAUAACUGAGGUCCCUGAGAUGUACAUUUUGAGGUGA
Molecule: messenger RNA, 486 nt
Organism: Chenopodium quinoa (quinoa)
Lineage: Eukaryota; Viridiplantae; Streptophyta; Magnoliopsida; Caryophyllales; Amaranthaceae
Product: protein FAR1-RELATED SEQUENCE 7-like
Exons: 1
Coding region: 1-486 (161 amino acids)
Molecular function (GO): zinc ion binding
Source: RefSeq, a predicted model, not a curated record